UCCAUGAUGCCCGGAAAAAAAGAGUACCACAUCGAUGGCCAGACUCGCGGGGCCCUGCAGGCCAAUACCGGCGUACGAUUUCUUCUCCGGGCCAAGCUCACACUCGAAUCUCGGCACUCUUCGGAUAUCAUCCCUUGGGCGCAAAGCCUUGCAGAAAAGAUCACCAAGGCAGUGGUGGAAACAGCCGGCCACGACCUGGCGCAUUUUGUUAUGCACUUGAACGUAAUCCGGUUGCUUAGCCACCGCCCGUACGCGUUUAUUUGCUACGACGUCUUCUUGAACGAAUGCGACGGGCAAGCACGAAACCAGUUCUCGCAAAGCCCCCAGCAGCCAAUCCACGAAAUCAUCAAGCGGGGGAACAGCUGCCAUGUCAUUCGGAGCAAAAGGAUGGACGACACGGUAGCAGCCCAGUACGGCCGCAUGCAGGAAGUCGAUAACGGUCCGCGGCCGUACUUUGCGGACAGCCGGUAUCCACCACUCUACGUCGACGGCAGGCGAGUUGAGAGGUCUAAAGAUGGGAAGCCCGAUCCUGACGAACCGGAAGGAUGGGACUGGGAGCGUGGGCUAGUAUUUCAGCCGGAAGAGGAUGAGUUGAACGGUGAUGAAUCGAAGGAGGAUGAGCUGGAGGAGGAUGAGUUGAAGGAGGAUGAAGAGGAUGAGCUGAAGGGAAAUGAGGUGAAAGGUGGCGAGUUGAAGAGGAAUGAUGGGGAGUGAUCCCCGCGAGGUUGAGAAAACAGACAUGAUUCGGCUUGUGGAUUGGGAACGUCAAACUAAACCACUCCUCCCAUCCAGUAUCAUGUCGAGGCCCACGCCAAAGUGCUACUAGUGUUACUACCUCUUUUCCGUCCUUCUGUCCAGCCGAAACCAUGAUUCCUGUUCAAAAGGGAUAAAACGUGGAAACAAACGAACAAA
Molecule: messenger RNA, 912 nt
Organism: Chaetomium fimeti
Lineage: Eukaryota; Fungi; Ascomycota; Sordariomycetes; Sordariales; Chaetomiaceae
Exons: 1
Coding region: 4-714 (236 amino acids)
Source: RefSeq, a predicted model, not a curated record